Molecule: messenger RNA, 1838 nt
Organism: Aricia agestis (brown argus)
Lineage: Eukaryota; Metazoa; Arthropoda; Insecta; Lepidoptera; Lycaenidae
Product: MAM domain-containing glycosylphosphatidylinositol anchor protein 2-like
Exons: 14
Coding region: 201-1661 (486 amino acids)
Biological process (GO): homophilic cell-cell adhesion; synapse organization
Cellular component (GO): plasma membrane; neuronal cell body; axon
Molecular function (GO): protein binding; axon guidance receptor activity
Source: RefSeq, a predicted model, not a curated record
CAGUAACGUACUGUAAGCUAUGCGCUCAGAAAUAAGCGGCGAACAUUCGAAACUCAAAAGUAUUCUCAGUUGAUUUGUAAUCGCGACAGAGACUACGCGUCCACGCCGAUAAAGUGCCUGAGUGAUGUGCCUUUUGUGAAGUUAAGUGGAUUAUAGUCCAAGUUUACCGAUUGUGUUUAUUCAAGUGUUACAAGAUCAAGAUGGAGUUAAGGUUAUGUUUGGUGCUGGCGUUAGCGAUCGGGUGCUUCGUUAAAUGUUCAGAAGCGCGACACUCCGUAGCCCGGCGGUCCAAUGACGUCAACUACGUCGAUGAUGAGGCUGGUGAUGACUUGCUGGCUGACGCGGCGAGCGAUGAUGACACACAGAACGACGCUGAAGGAGGCGAUGAAGAGGAAGAGGUGGAAGAUGCCAUCAUCAUCACCCAGUCCACCAACUACAGCGUCGACCUCGGCAGUAAUGUGAGAUUGGCUUGCCAGGUGUCACCUUCAGUCGGAGUGGUGGUGCAGUGGAGACGAGGAACUGUAAAAUACUUCCUCGGCACCAUGAAACCCACGGAGCAGCUGCUGCAGACUUAUGGGAUAGACGAGAGAUUCUCCAUUGCCCCCAACUCCACGGACCUCCUCAUCAGGGACGUACAGCCUGACGACAGCGGGGUAUACUCCUGCGAGAUCCUUCAAGAGAACCUGCCGUCCAUCCACCAUAGGGUCGCCGUUUUGGAAUCACCGAGGAUCAGAGAGUUCAUAGCCACCGACAACGGACGCGUGACAGAAGGAGCGGAUCUGGUGCUGACCUGCGACGUUACUGGCUCCCCACCGCCGAAGAUCGUCUGGUCUAGAGAUGGACCGAACGGCAACGAGCGUCUGCACGAGAGAGACGGCGAGUUUUUCAACAACAGCGUCCUCAUCAGGAAUGUGAAUCGCCAGCACACCGGAAAAUACUACUGCUACGCUUUCAACCCGAUCGGCUCGAAUCAGGCCGAAGUUAAUGUGCAUGUUAAAGGCAAGCCCCGCGUCCACGUGCACCGGACUGUGGUGAACUCCGCCGUCAACGUCGAGGCGGUGCUGCAGUGCGCCGUGCACGAUGAUUCUGAUGUCCGAAUCCGCUGGUACAAGGAUGGCCAGCUGGUCUCCAACACCGGCGCCUACGCCGUGGUCUCUGCGGGAUCGCGCUCCAAUCUCACUGUGAUACCGGAGAGCGAUGCGCACUUCGGCACUUACACUUGCGAGGCGGAGAAUGACCUUGGCAAGCACAACCGUUCCAUCGACCUGGUUCAGUCUCCUGUCGUCGAGAACCUUGAUGCCGAUGGCCCCAAGCUGUCCUGGACGAUCCACUCCCACCAGCCGCUGCGCCAGAUCGAGAUACAGCUGAGACAAGCUGGCGGGGAGGGAGAAUGGCGCACGAUCACCGUGCCGCUGCCCGAGGAGCGUCGUCACGUGUACAACCAGGUCUAUCUUCUAGAAGACGUCGAGAGCGGGAAAUACGAGGCCACCGUCAGAGUGCAGAACGAUAAGAGCUGGAGCCAUAGUGACAGCGCGCUAUUCGAUAUCGAAGUUCAACCGGAGUUAAUCCAGCAUGCUUCAGUGUACCGAGGCGGCUCCGACUCCUUACGACCAACGAUGCUCGCGCUCACCACUCUCAUAUAUCUCCUCGUUCGAAUGUAAACUCCGUAGCUCUAUUUAUUUAUUUAGAAAACAAGUAUUCGUGCUAUAAGACCGCUUAAACAGAAAUAGUUUAAUUAGAAAAGAGCUUUGGCGAAAAUCUGGCUUUUCACUUCGGCAGAAGAAACAUGCAUAAAAAAGUAAAAAAAAAAAAUAAUUAUCCAGAAAUUUUCAAAUUUU